Ostertagia ostertagi is the source of this 624-nucleotide messenger RNA. Lineage: Eukaryota; Metazoa; Nematoda; Chromadorea; Rhabditida; Trichostrongylidae. The record is from the annotation of a GenBank genome assembly.
AUGGGACAUAGCAGAGGAUGUGAAAAUGCGACAGCUGUGGCUGCCAGGAACGUAGACAAACUAACCGGCCUAAUGCUGGUGAACCCCACUGGCCUUCGCCUUCAUCGAGGAUUGCGGCCUUUUUGGGUGAUCAGGUUUCUGCUAUGGCUGGAUUCACUUGGAUCCAUAGCCAGGAAAAUAUUGCAUCCACUUCUGAAAUUUUGUAAGUUUCUCGAUUUUACAACAAUAUCAUUGGUCUAUUACGUUGAUUCUGGUGAACGGGCAAUGAUGUGUGUUCGAACGAUGUCUCACCUUGAACUCGCAAAAGGCUUACAACCUAAUAUAGACUGUAUUAAUCAAAGCCCCGAUACCCGCGUGCUUAUGGCGUAUUCUGGCAAGGAUUUCCUCAUUGAGACGAGUAUUUCCCGAGAGCUCGCGAAUUCGUUCAAAGGUCAUAAAGAACUGCGUUGUAAGGACAACGAUGAGAUUUCUGAAGAGGAAGCCGUGCGGCAAACACGUGAAUUGCUUUCAAAUGGAGCCAAAGCGGUGUCGAUAAAUUUCGAGAAGAGCGGCCAUUUCCUCCAACGAGAUCGAGCUCGAUAUAUUGCCGAUGCUGUCGAAGCUCUUCUUCAGAGUCGAAUCUAA